UUGGAAUGGACUGUUCCGAUCCUCAUCCCGGAAAAGACGACAGACAGUAUGGCCGCCAGCGGGUCUGAGGAAGGAGGUUGGAAACAAACACUUUUACUCCGUCUCCGAGACAGAAACAGGGUACAGACACACUUCUUCGCAGACGUCAUACAGGCCCAUAACAAGUUGUUUGAGAGUGCAGACACCCUGAAGUCUCAGAAUGUCCAGCUACAACUGCAAACAGAGAGACUGAAACAAGACAAACUAGACCUGGAAGUGAAAGUCUUAGAUUCAAGUGCAAAUUCAGGAACUGGCAAAGGAGAGAAGACCCAAGCACUGGAACAGAAGCUCUUCAAACUACAGGAAGAACUCACUGAGCUACACAGAAGAAAAGGAGAAAAUGCCCAGCAGAUCAUCGACCUGAACAGUGCUCUACAGGAGAAGGAGAAGGUCCUGUCUGAGAAGGAGAACAGACUGCUGGACACAGAAACUCACCUGGAGGCUCUGAAAGCUGAAUGUCGAAACCUGGAGCAGGCUAUUCUGGAGAAGGAUGCUCUGCACCAGGCAUUACGAGACGAGCACCAGGCCUUACAGAUGACCUUCAGUGCCCUUGAGGACAAGUUGCGGAAGACGCAGGCCGAGAACCAGGACCUCGUCGAGAGAUGGCUGCAGCAGAAGUCUAGAGACGCCGACAAAAUGAACUUUGAAAACGACCAAAUGGCCAGAAAAAGACAAGCCAAACUUCAGAGAGAAUUAGCAGAGGCUGCCAAGGAACCCAGCCCUCCCCUAAUGGACAAGCCUGGGUCUAGGAAGAAAGUUCACUUUCGGAAAAAAUCGGAAUCUGGACCGAGGUCUCCAGAGAAUGGUCAACCAGACCCGAUGGUACCCCCUGGCUCACCAAUAACCAAGAUGUUCAACUCGUCCACAUCGGAGGCCCCUGUUAACCCUGGACAUGUUGGCUUUAUUGAAUCCAUUGCAGGAUUACUGGCCGGUAAAAAAAGGUCGUCUUCACAUGAUGACGGUUUCGAACCCCAGACCUCUGCUGCAGGUGCACCGCCCCGGCACUAUGUCACAGUCACUCUUCCUUCAACAGCUAUUCACAAGGCAGAUGGCCAUGAUGGAGAAGUCAAUGCUGUCCGCUUCAGCCCUUCAGGGAGAAUAGUAGCCACAGGAGGGACGGACAGGAAACUCAAACUGUGGGAAAUCAUGAACCGUAAACUUGACUCCAAAGCUGUCCUAACUGGAAGCAAUGCUGGAAUCAUGUCAGUGGAGUUUGAUCCACAGGAGAACUACAUUUUGGGAGCUUCUAAUGACUUUGCUAGUAGGGUUUGGAGUGUAGCUGAUUACAGACUAAGACACACCCUGACAGGUCACAGUGGGAGAGUCAUGGCAGCCAAGUUCCUGGGAGACUCCAGCAGAGUGGUGUCCGGCAGCCAUGACAGGACACUCAAGAUCUGGGACCUCAGGAGCAGGGCAUGUAUCCGAACCAUUUUUGCUGGUUCCAGCUGUAAUGACCUCGUGACCUCUGACCUCUCGGGCACAAACAUUAUCAGUGGCCAUUUUGACAAGAGGAUAAGAUUUUGGGACACCAGAGCAGAAUCCAGUGCCAAUGAGAUCACACUACAGGGAAAAAUCACUUCUCUGGAUCUAUCACUAGACAAUAAAUACCUGCUGAGCUGCUCGAGAGACGACUCCCUGAAGCUGAUAGACCUGAGAAUGAAUCAAGUGACGGGGACAUUCUGUGCUGAUGGGUUCAAAGUUGGCUGUGAUUGGACGAGAACAAUAUUCAGUCCUGAUGCCCAGUAUGUUGUAGCAGGGUCGUCAGAUUGUAGUAUUUUCAUCUGGAACAUCACAACCUUCAGAUUAGAGAAAACACUAAAGGAACACAAUUCUUCAGUGAUAGCGUGUUCCUGGCACCCCAGUGGGAUGAUGAUGGUCAGCUGUGACAAGAACAAAAAGGUGACGCUGUGGUCGGACAUGUGAGUCUGUAGCCAUGGGGUCACACCAACAAAAACAUCAGCAGCACAAGAAACUGUUCUACAGGAAACAAAAUGAUGGCUAACUUAAAAUCAGAUCAUGGUACCUUGUGUAAUGGCUCCCUCCCUGAGGUGUGGCCAAAAAUUACCAGAUGUACAAUCAAUGUUACAGUAAUAGUUAGGUGUACCCAUUUUGAAGCACAUCUCCACCAUUCCUACAUGGCAACACACACUUUUUGAUAUCGUUCUGCUGUAAUUGGCAAAUGCUAAACCAAAAACAGUGCCUGUUGCUACCACCCUCUUGAACCAGGGUAUUAAAGAUGUAACCUUAUCUCUAACAGACUUUAAUCUUUCACAAAACAAAGAAGUAUUCAAAAGACUUCCCAUUGGUUGUUUACUGAGGCAACCUUGGAGUUCUUGUCUCUCAUUGGUCAGUUCAAAGAUCACAGGUGGAAGAAGUUGUUGAAAGAGGGCAUCAGUUGAAGUCAUGACAAUUCAAAUUUGGGGACAAAACAUCUCCAUUUAUAGCUGGCUUUCUAUGCUAAUACUCGUCAUUUUGUGAAAGAUUAAAGUAAUUUGGGGAAGAAUUCUGGGAAUAUUGCUGAACAAGGACAUGCUAGGAACUGCAAGUACAGGUGACUUUGUUGUCACAGACAAUAGGAAUACCUACUUUUAUCUAGGAGAAUUCUGGUAAUAAAAUACCACAUCUUGAAGCUAGGUAACUUCAUAUUGAUAUAUAGAUGUAGUUAUUGCUUCUUUUAAAAUUUUGGCUUCACCAUUUUUGCAAGCCGUGUAUGAAUUCUUCAAAAUACUUAUCACCAAAGACGUAAAAAAAUUAUGUGUAUGCCUGCCUGUUUUCAUAAUUCCAUUUCUAUGAAAUGUAGCAGCAUUUAAUUAGCUACACUAGCCUUCGAAAUAUUUUGUGUAUGGAUUUGAAGGAUAUCACAAAAUCACUAAAACGCAAGAAGAUAAGAGGGUUGAUCUUCAGUCAUAAUGCUUCUUUGAUGGCUAGUAUGUAAUGCCGCUAUGCAGAAAUGAAUAAACGUUACCGUCAGAAAUAAGAUUUUGUAGCCUUAGGCCACACUAAUUGGAUUUUUGCAGAACAUUGAUGGAGCAAGCGAUUGGGGAAAAUAGAAAUGAAAACAGCUGUCUGUGAUACUAGUAUAUCCCCAUGCCUCCACCAUGUGUCAGAAACUUGAAGAUAUGUAUAAACCCAUAAAAGAAAAUUAUAACGCAACAGCUUACAAAUAAUUUCCAUUUCCAUUAAUACAACUGCGAAUGUUGGUAUCGAAAUAUGAGCAUUUCUGGGUUGAUAAAUGGCUAGAAUGGUACAUAAUUUCAAAGCAGAAAAGAAGAAAGCAGAUGAAUUUAACCAAGAACUUCAAUUGGUGUGGCCUUUGGCACGGACUAAAUUUUCAUUGCUACGGUCUGUAGAUAGAUAGCUACAUCUAUGUUUAGCUCCAUUGUUGCAGUGGCAGAGUUGAAGCCAAAGCUAUGCCACUGUACAUGUGUUGUAUUUCUUCUGAAAAUGUUUGUACAUAUAUUGUUGUAAGCAAACACUGUUGCAAUAUCUUGUAAAUCUGCAUCGAAAGUAAAUAAUAUACGUAUAAAUAAUAUGCUGUAACAGUAAGCUACUGUAGCAGUAGCCUCUUCUAGAUAUACAUUAAUGUACUGCAUACAUUUGCAUUCUUGUCAUUUUUAUUGCAAGAAUAUAAAUUCCUUUACUUCUAUGCAGUUAUUUCAAUCAAAUUGUACAUUCUGAAUUUAUUGCCAUUAACGAUAUCAUUUAUGUAUUUUUCACGCCCUGUAUUGGUGAAUUUCCCCACAUGAUGUACAUGUAAAAUGGGAAUUAAA
Messenger RNA from Branchiostoma floridae (Florida lancelet), 3809 nucleotides. Its product is annotated as autophagy-related protein 16-1-like. Gene Ontology annotation, biological process: autophagosome assembly. Gene Ontology annotation, cellular component: autophagosome membrane. Gene Ontology annotation, molecular function: protein binding. The record is from RefSeq and is a predicted model, not a curated record. The transcript is spliced from 20 exons. Lineage: Eukaryota; Metazoa; Chordata; Leptocardii; Amphioxiformes; Branchiostomatidae. The coding region runs from base 49 to 1962 and encodes 637 amino acids.